Messenger RNA from Cavenderia fasciculata, 276 nucleotides. RefSeq lists its product as uncharacterized. Lineage: Eukaryota; Evosea; Eumycetozoa; Acytosteliales; Cavenderiaceae. The record is from RefSeq and is a predicted model, not a curated record. Bases 1 to 276 code for a protein of 91 amino acids. The transcript is spliced from 2 exons.
AUGUUACCUAUUUGCACUUUCGCCUAUUUUAGGUCGACUACAAUCCUAUACAGUAAGAACGAUGGGGUGGGGGUCAAAAGAGAUGAUGUUAUUUUGGAUCAUCGUCUUGGAUUAUUAAAAGUUUUACCUCAUUAUAAUGACAAGACAUCAUCGUCGUCGUCGUCUAUCUGUCUAGUAUGUGAUUACUUGAUCAAGAAAAGAGUAUUACCAAAAUUAAAAUUUAAACAGCAAGCAAUUAGCAAACUACUCUACUCUACUAGUAGUGAUGAGAGAUAA